AAGACUACUACUACUACUCUCUAAUUUAUUGAAGUUUAAAGACGAACCAAAUCAUCAAAGUCUGGAAAUCUAGAAAGCACGAAGAAACUCAAGACGCUAAAAUAAAACAUCAAACAAAAUACCAUUGAAAACUUUUAAGAGAAUAGUAACGAACUUCCACUUUAUUUCAUACUAAUGCAAUAGCCCUGUAGGACAGUCGAAAGUAGCAAGAAGAAAAAUGGAUUUCGGAACACUACUCCAUAUGGCCAAGAAAAACAGUGAAACUAAUAAAAAUGAUGGAAAAUAUUACAGCACAAAGUUUGCUCCCCCGAAAAAGGAAUCGAAGGAGAAAAAGUUAUCAGACAACAUUAAGAAGUUCUUGCAAAAAAAGGAGGAGGAAGAAAGGGCCAAACAGAAGGAACAACAGGAAAAGUUAAAUACGCUGCUGUCCAUGAGAGAUGAGAAAUCGAAAAAUAAAAUUAGAAAAAUGUUGAAAGUAACUAAGUCGGCCAACAGAUCCGUCUUGGAAGAUGCUGUCAACACCGAACACACAGCAAUUACCAUGGCCGGCAUUGAUCAACCGGAUCAAGACGAUUACGGCUAUGUUUCUACCGAGGCUAAUUCCUUUUUCCAAAAAUAUAUUGAUAAGGUUAAAGACGUUAAAGAAGACAAAGGAUUUGCUCCAAGCAGGCCCCAGUCGCUCAAGGAUCUCACCGGUACAAAAGAGCGUGUGAAGGCUGCCAUCACUCGGGAAAUUGAGGAGAAAAACAGUCACACUCGUACUCGUACACCUAAGGAACAUUCAUCCAGUUCUAGUUCUGGCAUAAAUGUAGCACGGUCCUAUCAGACAUCGAAAACUCUUUACGAUCCCGAAGCUGAAAAGCGAGCCGAGGAGGAGGAGCGUAGAAAACGGGAAGAGGAAAUUCGUAAAAAACGAAAAGAGAUUCAAAAAAGACCACCACCACCAAUGGAUUUUCAAGCUUUACUGAAAUUGGCCGAGCAAAAACAACACCAACCCGUCGAAGUACCCGUUGUCGUUCCUAAGAAAAAGGAACCCGAAAGACUUUUGACAUCACGGGAGAAACGUGAAAUGGAGGAAAGAGAAAGAGCUAAAAAGGCGAGAGAACAAAGGGAACGUGAACGCAAUGAGGAUCCCAAAAAGAGCUCAAGCAAAAGCAGUUCAUCGGCUUCCUCCUCUGCAAACAGUGUUCAAAGAAUGGAACCCAAUGGCAGGAUACCCAAGCUAAGUCAAGCAGGAUCAUCAAAUAGCAGUGGCAGUAGUAAAGUUUCAUCAAGCAAUGCUGAUAGGAAACCAAUACCCCAGGACCUCAAAAAAUCAUCUAGCAGUUCAAGUUUAACGAAUAGCUCCAAACAUACCUCAAGCUCAAGUAACGCAACAUCGUCAAAAAGCUCAACACAUACUUCAUCAUCGUCGUCGUCAUCCUCACUCUCUUCGAGUACAAAAUCCAAACCAAGUGCCUCCAGUAAUCAAGCCAGCAAAUCUUCGUCGAGCGGUAGUAGCUCUAUAAACAAUAACAAGACCAACAGUUCUGUAAACAAUAAGGCCAGCAGUGUUGGCCAGAAGGCUAAUGGUGCUGUGACCAGCAAAAAUCCCUAUGGAAGUGUAAGCAAACAGCCAUAUAGUGGACCUGCUCGUGAAUUUCCACCGCGUGACCCAAAAGUUACAAAGACCAGAGAAUUUCCUCCACCUGAUGUUCAAAGGACGAGACAAUUUCCGCCGCCAGAUGUGCGGCGAGGACCAGGCCCCAGCAAAUACAGUGAUAACAAAAAAUCUUCAGCACCUAAAAGACGCAUUUUGGAUGAUGAUGAUUCCGAAUAUGAUUCGGAGUUGGAUGAUUUCAUCGAUGAUGGCGAUGAGGAAGAAGAUUAUUCUUCACAUAUCAAAGCUAUAUUUGGUUAUGACAAAUCAAAAUAUAGAGAUCUCGAUGAAGAAGAUGAUCGCAUGAUGGAAGCCAGUUUUGCCCAAAUCCAACGUGAAGAGUAUAUCAGUAAAAAGAUUGGCAUGCAGGAAGAUUUGGAAGACAUGAAAUUGGAGGCCAUGGAAAAGAAACGUAAAAUGAUGAAAAAGCGUCGUCUUGCCGAUGAUUAGAUGAUAUGAUGCAAUCAUACACAUAUAUUUUUACGCUUAUUAACUUGCUUUCAUUUCAAGGAGAUCGGAUUUAUAUUCACAUGGCCAAAAAAAAAUCUCUUUAAUAUAAUAUGCCUCUAUAACCUUAAACAUAAGAAUCUUUACAUAUAUAUGUAUGUUAUAUAUUUUUACCCUAUAAGUAGAAAAUUAAAGUAUUUUAUAAUAAAAAAAAUAAUGUUAUACGGAUGCAAUAUAACCGAAAA
Musca domestica (house fly) is the source of this 2331-nucleotide messenger RNA. Its product is annotated as protein SPT2 homolog. Gene Ontology annotation, molecular function: histone binding; DNA binding. Gene Ontology annotation, biological process: nucleosome assembly; regulation of DNA-templated transcription. The transcript has 6 exons. Gene Ontology annotation, cellular component: nucleolus. Bases 218 to 2089 code for a protein of 623 amino acids. NCBI's taxonomy places the organism in Eukaryota, Metazoa, Arthropoda, Insecta, Diptera, Muscidae. The record is from RefSeq and is a predicted model, not a curated record.